AGGGUUUCCAGAAAGGAAGGAAAGCCACAGAUUUGCCAACUGUCAGAGAGUUCAGAUACUUCAAAUUCUGAAAGUGAACCAGAGAGUGAACCAGAACAAGUUUCUGGGUACCACAAACUACUUGCUACAUUAAAGAAUGUUUCUGAGGAAGAAAAGGAAGAUGAGGAGGAGGAGGAAGAGGAAGAAGAAGACAGUGUUGUAGAUGAUACAGAAAUGAAUGAUGAAGAUGAUGGUAGUGAUGUCAGUGUGGAAGAAGAGAAGGCAGCAGAGUCUACUGAAAUGCGAAAAAAUGUAGCCUUAUCUGCUGACCCUGAGGGAAAAGAUGGGGAAGGGCCACCUGGCACAUCACAAGAAUCCCCCGAGGAGUUCACAGAUGCCAAACAUGAGUCACUGUUCAGCCUGGAAACCAAUUUUCUCGAAGAGGAAAGUGGAAACGACUCUUCUUUAAAAGUAUCACAAGAUCCGUUUCUACAACAUGUGAACAAAGAACUGAAAGAAAAAGACAUUCAGGCUUUUCCCACAAAUCCCAAAACUACCCAGCAGCUAAAAUGGCCUGUUCUAGGCCAGCUUGUCUUUUCAUCCAAGUUUCAGAAGUUGGAAACAUUUAAACCCCCAAAGGAUAUUGACUUCCAGUCACUUCAUCUCCAGAAGCCUCUGGGAUCCACCUGGGCCAAGACCAACAGCCAGUUCCUGUCUGGUCCCCAGAAAUCAAGUAGCCCCUUCACCCCUCUCCAGAAAGAACUCUUCUUAAUUAUGAAUUCUUACCAGGACCUGUUCUACCCAGAAAGGACUGCCCUAAAGAAUGGGGAAGAGAUCCGCCAUGUGUACUGCCUGCAUGUGAUAAACCAUGUCCUUAAAGCCAAUGCCCAGGUGCUUGGCAACAAUAGCAGACGCCGAAGCCAGAAACUUGGAGUGGGUGACGACGAUGACUUCAGGGACCAAGGGCUAACCAGGCCCAAGGUACUGAUAGUGGUGCCAUUUCGGGAAGCUGCUUUGCGGGUGGUACAACUCUUCAUCAGCCUCCUUGAGGGCGACAGCAAGAAGAAAAUCAUUGUGAGCAAUAAAAAGAGGUUUCAGGGAGAGUAUGGCUCUGCUCCCGAGGAGAGACCACCCAACUUGAAGAGGCCUGAGGAUUAUGAAGCUGUGUUUGCAGGCAACAUUGAUGACCACUUCAGGAUUGGAGUGGCAAUACUUCAGAGGAGCAUCCGACUCUACGCCCCCUUUUACUCCUCGGAUAUCCUCAUCGCUUCCCCUCUGGGCUUGAGGACCAUCAUUGGUGGAGAAGGAGAGAAAAAGAGGGAUUUUGACUUUUUGUCUUCUAUUGAGCUUCUCAUCAUUGAUCAAGCUGACAUUUACCUGAUGCAGAACUGGGAGCAUGUCCUGCAUUUGAUGAACCACAUGAACCUACUACCCCUGGACUCUCAUGGUGUAGACUUUUCUCGAGUGCGGAUGUGGAGCCUCAGUAAUUGGUCCAAGUACUAUCGGCAGACACUGCUGUUUGGGGCCCUGCAGGAUGCCCAGAUCAACUCAGUGUUCAACAAGUACUGCACCAAUUUGCAAGGCCAGGUGGCUGUGAAGAAUGUUCCAAUGACAGGCUCCAUCAGUCAUGUCCUGGUGCAGCUCCCACAUGUCUUCCAGAGGAUGGAAGUCGACAGCCUAGCUUCAGUGAUCGAUGCCAGGUUUAACUUUUUUGUGAACAAGAUUCUACCUCAGUAUCGCGAUGCAGUGAUGUCUCACACGCUCAUCUACAUCCCCUCCUACUUUGAUUUCGUGCGUCUCCGAAAUUUCUUUAAGAAGGAGGAACUCAACUUCACCCACAUCUGCGAGUAUACCCAGAAGUCUGGCGUCUCCAGGGCCAGACACUUUUUUCUUCAAGGAGAGAAGCAGUUUCUGCUCCUCACAGAGCGGUUCCAUUUCUAUAAAAGAUAUACAAUAAAAGGCAUCAGGAACCUGAUUUUCUAUGAACUGCCAACGUAUCCACACUUCUACAGUGAAAUCUGUAAUAUGCUGAGAGCUACCGACAGAGGAGAAGAAGCCACGUGGACCUGUACUGUCCUCUACUCCAAGUACGAUGCCCAGAGGUUAGCUGCCGUAGUUGGUGUGGAGCGAGCAGCACAGAUGCUACAGUCUAAGAAGAAUGUUCACCUCUUUAUUACUGGAGAAAACUGAGAUUUUGUUGGACAGAAAAUGGCAUUUGGCAUGAUAUAUAAUACUUGAACCUCUGCCACUUGGACCCAAUUCUGAUUAUUUAUACAGGAGAGGGAUUGAUACAAGUAAAGAGCACUAGCCAAUGUCAGUAUUAUCUGAUACUUCUUUCUUUUCAGGUCAUUUGUCCCUGAAAAGUUACAUGUAAACCAAAUUUUGGUAAAUCAUACCUUUCAGAGAUGAAGAGGAGGUUAGAAGGACUCUGAAAAGAUCACAGAAGGCAACUUCCACUUGUAAAUCUUUUUGUAAGCCGUAAAUUCUUUUAUUAUGAUUUUAUCUCUAACUUAUUUCACUUGGUAAAUUCUUUGAAAUUU
Molecule: messenger RNA, 2519 nt
Organism: Propithecus coquereli (Coquerel's sifaka)
Lineage: Eukaryota; Metazoa; Chordata; Mammalia; Primates; Indriidae
Gene: UTP25
Product: digestive organ expansion factor homolog (zebrafish)
Exons: 11
Biological process (GO): maturation of SSU-rRNA from tricistronic rRNA transcript (SSU-rRNA, 5.8S rRNA, LSU-rRNA)
Cellular component (GO): nucleolus; small-subunit processome
Molecular function (GO): rRNA binding; U3 snoRNA binding
Source: RefSeq, a predicted model, not a curated record